Molecule: messenger RNA, 1005 nt
Organism: Aspergillus costaricaensis CBS 115574
Lineage: Eukaryota; Fungi; Ascomycota; Eurotiomycetes; Eurotiales; Aspergillaceae
Product: carbon-nitrogen hydrolase family protein
Exons: 3
Molecular function (GO): catalytic activity
Source: RefSeq, a predicted model, not a curated record
AUGUCGGCUUCCAACAAGGUCCGUGUCGCUGUCACCCAACACGAACCCGUCUGGCUGGAUCUGCACGCCACCGUCGAUAAAACCUGCCGUUUGAUCGCCGAGGCGGCGGGCAAUGGCGCCCAGCUAAUCGCUUUCCCCGAAUGUUGGCUUCCGGGAUAUCCAGCAUGGAUCUGGUGCCGCUCCGUCGAUAUGGGCCUGUUCACUACUUACCUCAAGAAUUCCCUGUCGUAUGAUUCGGAGCACAUGCGCCGCAUCUGCAAUGCCGCUGCCCAGUACAAGAUCACCGUCGUCCUGGGUUUCUCGGAGCGCGACGGCAACUCCCUCUACAUCGGCCAGUGCACGAUCGAUUCCACGGGCAAGAUCGUGAUGCGUCGGCGCAAGAUGAAGCCCACUCACAUGGAACGCACCGUGUUCGGCGAAUCUUCCGGGCGGAGUCUCCUGAACGUCGUCGAUCUGCCAAUUGGUAAAGUGGGUGCCCUCUCGUGCUGGGAACACAUCCAGCCAUUGCUCAAGUAUCACACCAUGAUUCAAGGGGAGGAAAUCCAUGUCUCCGCCUGGCCAGUUCUACAUCCCCAUAUGGGGGGCGAGUCACUGUGGGGCAUGUCGCAGGAAGGUGGAAUGGGUGCAUCCCAGGUGUAUGCGCUCGAAUCGGCGUCAUUCGUCUUGCUCGCGACCGCCGUGCUAGGUCCCAGCUGCGUCGAGAAGAUGAACUUGUCUCCGCCGUGGGAUACCCUGGGAGGAGGCGCGUCUGCCGUCAUCGCCCCUGAUGGUCGCCGGCUGACGGAGCCAUUACCCCCUAAUGAGGAAGGAUUCAUUUACGCAGAUGUGGAUCUGGAUGUAAUCUUGUCGUGUCGACAUUUUGUGGAUGCCUGUGGCCAUUAUAGCCGUCCCGACCUGUUGUGGCUGGGGGUCGACACGCGCGAGAAAACACCACACCGACCGGAGGGACAGGGAGACAAUACCACAAGCAAUCUGGAUACUCGUUCAGUCCUUGUGGAGGAGGAA